This is a messenger RNA of Olea europaea var. sylvestris, 866 nucleotides long. RefSeq names its product protein Brevis radix-like 4. The coding region runs from base 282 to 851 and encodes 189 amino acids. Lineage: Eukaryota; Viridiplantae; Streptophyta; Magnoliopsida; Lamiales; Oleaceae. The record is from RefSeq and is a predicted model, not a curated record. The transcript has a single exon.
CCAUCCCCCCUUUUACCACUUGGAGAUGUGCCCUGGGGGCUAGAACCUCAAUGUAUUGGUUCGAUUUAAAGUACUCUUUUCCUCAAAGACUACUAUGGUCCGAUUCGCUUAGCAUAUCAAAUGGGAAAUUUUCAUGCAUUCCAGACGAUCUUUUCAUCUUAAUGAUCAUGUCAUGGUUCAACUUUUCUGCUGAACAUAUGCUAUUCCGUUUCUUCUGGAUUAUUUUGUUCAAUUUACUCAGUAAUUCCAAUAUAUGAUGUUCUUUUUCCAUUAGUCGAGAAAUGUUCAACAAAUGGCAAGCUCAAAGGUGGUGGGCAGAAAAUUGUGAAAAGGUUAUGGAACUUUACAAUGUGCAGAGAUUAAACCGUCAAGCUUUUCCUCUACCAACAACUCCAAGAUCUGAGGAUGACACAAGUUCAAAGAUUGAAUCUGCUGAAGCUAGUCCCAUAACACCACCGUUGGGUAAGGAACGGCUACCCAAUACUUCAUUACGACCAACUGGAACAGGAAUGGGAUACUCGUCUUCAGAUUCACUCGAUCACCAUCCUAUGCAUUCUCGAUAUAACUAUGACUCCUGUGGUGUGGCUUCAACUCCAAAACUCUCAAGCAUCAGUGGUGCUAAAACGGAAACAUCGUCAAUGGAUGCCUCUAUGAGGACUACUAGCUCGUCUAGAGAUGCAGAUCGCUCUGGAGAGAUAUCCAUAAGCAAUGCGAGCGAUUUAGAAACUGAAUGGGUUGAACAGGAUGAGCCUGGGGUUUAUAUUACCAUCAGGGCACUUCCAGAUGGCAAAAGAGAACUCCGACGUGUCAGAUUCAGGUUAGUUAAUUUCUUGCCUAUUCUCAGUAAUUAAAGCAUACGUUGAAUG